Molecule: messenger RNA, 3744 nt
Organism: Botrytis sinoallii
Lineage: Eukaryota; Fungi; Ascomycota; Leotiomycetes; Helotiales; Sclerotiniaceae
Exons: 5
Coding region: 1-3744 (1247 amino acids)
Biological process (GO): mRNA splicing, via spliceosome
Source: RefSeq, a predicted model, not a curated record
AUGCAUAUUUGGGCUGGCUCGGGCUCGGCCAGUGGGAAGGAGACUGUUAGACGAAAAGAGAGAACACCUAUUAAGACUGGCACAAUUAUCAGGAAGAGAAAGAGUAGUGCUAAACUUGGAUUGGGCAUGGAUGGUUUGGCUUCCACUGAAGAUAUUGUGAAAUCGAGUCCAGGUCCAAGUCCUAGAAGAGACUCGGGAAUAGACUCUGUUAUGGCGUCUGAAGCCGAUUCCGAUGAGUCGAUUAUUACGGUUAUUAGUGUUUCAACUUAUGAUGUUGAGGAAGAUAUGGUUAGGCCUUUGAAUUUUGGGUCGCUGGAUGGUGAGGGAAAUCUCAUUACGAUUGGGAAGAUGGAAAGGGGUGCGAAGAUGUUGCGGGAAGAGGAGAUGGAUAGCAAUCUUCAUGAUGAGUUGGGACAUGUAUCGACUCUGAGUAAGUUAAAGGGGAAAGGCAUCGCGUCGAUGGAUAUGGAAUGUUCAAACAGAGAAGAUACAGAUGCCUUUUCUUCGUCAUUGAAAGGUCUCAGUCGUAUCAUGGCGAGUAAUAAUAGGAUGUUUCGAGCAAGUAGGGAGGAGGAAGAUCGAAUCAAAGAUUCGGAUAAUAAUAUUUUCGCGAAGAACAAAUCAGUGGGUACUAAACAUAGUAUUCCAGUGGGUUUACCACUACCAUCAGACAUCCUCGGCACACCUGCUGAAGAUACACAAGCUGUUUGGCAUGAAUACGCGUUUUCUGGAAGCAAAAAUGAGUCAGAUUCUCAUAUCAUAUCAGCUGCUAGCUGCACCAAUAAGAAUAGCUCUGAGAGUGAAAAUGAACUGGAAAGACUUUUCAGGACGGACUCGGUGCAUACUUCAGAACCUGAGGGUUCAGAUGGAUAUCUAUCUCCCGAAACUUCCACUCCUAUCAAAGUUAAAGAAUUUGUUUUCGAUUCCGAAAAUGAAAAUGAACCGGCAUGUUACUCUAAUGUGGAAUGCAUACCAGAUUCGGAAACCGAACAGAAGGAUAAAUAUCCUGACAUAAAGUUUACUCAUGAAAUCGAUAUCGAUUUGAAUCUCGAAGAAGAAGAGAAAGAAAAAGAGCCGGAAAAAAUCGUCAAAAAUCUACAUGAACAACUCUGGGAUGAGAUAUCGAAAUCUGUAGAUAAAGCACUCGAUGCAUCGCAAGAAAAUAGACGCAAAGAGAGUAUCCGGGGAUUUUCUCUCAAAGUACCUCGUUUGGUUCAUGAGGCUAAGCAGGGUCUUUAUUGCUCGCCUUCUCCUACUCGUUCUUGCAAGAGUAAUGAGAUGGUGGGGGAGGUGAGUUCGUUGAGAGAGACGGAGUUUUGUGCGAGUGGACUUAAGGAUUGUGGUGUGGGGGAUGGUGACUUGGUGACAACUUGUAUUGAGGGAUUUGAUGGGGAUUACUCGGCUCAAAUGCGAAGGAAGGAUGAUCAUGCGACUACGAGUCUAGAUGGGAUUUCGAGUAAUAUUGAAAGUCCGAUCUCGUUGCCAGUGAUGGGGAGGGGAGGAAGAAAUUCUCCUGAGACUGGGUUGACGAAAGAUAAGGGUGGUUCGUUUGAGAGUACUGGUUUGGAUGAUGAAACCUGCACAUUGUCGGAUUCUCCAUGUCGACAAGUUAAGAUACGUGUUCCUGGGGAUGAGAAUGAUGGACACUUGUCAGAUUAUAAAGAAAUUCGUGGAGACUCUGUUGAACGUGAGAAUGAACGCGAGAUUGCGGAUUCAGAGCGCUUUUCGCCUGUGCAUCAGAGGGUGAUACAAUUGAUGACGCCUAAGCAAGGAAGGUAUCACACGGGGAAGAAUGCGUCGGAACUGGGGAGUGUUGUGAUGGAGAGACAGGCUUCGCGAUAUCCGGCGAAAGAGAGAGCUUUCUCGCAGCCUGGUUUGUUGAGAGCUGAUCAGUCGAAGGAUUCGAGUGGAGGUGGAUCGGAGGAAUGGUUGUUGGGAAAGGAAGGAUGUAGUGAGAUUGAAGAGGAGAUGGAAAGAUUCUGGAAAGUGAAUUCGGAGGGAGCGAUGGCUCGGUUUAGGGAGGUGAUGGAGGGGAUGGAUAAGGAGAGUGAGAUUGAGAUUGAGAGGGAAGAGAGAAAGACAUUCCCGGUGAUGGAUCGAAAGAUGAAGAGGAAGAUGGGGGAUUUGGGAUCGUGGGACUUCACGACGGAUGAGAAUGGACGGGUUUCGAUGGGUAGUUCACAGGUUAAGUUUAGUGAUGCUCCUACGAUUAUACAUCGUUCGAUGCCUCAAUUAGAUGGUCCUAAUUCGCCACCAUUACUAGCGGUGGAGUCUCCGGCUGGAAGUAGUCGCUCUCCAUCUCCUCGUAAGAGACUGCAGAAAGUUAAUCGGCCGAAAUCGCCUAGUUUGAUGAAGUCGUCUAGUUCUUCGCUGGGGAAGAUUUUCCAGAAUUCGAGGGUGGAGGGGAUGGAAGGGGAGAUUAGGGAUUUGAGGAGGGAAGUUGAGGAGUUGAAGAAUAUGGUUGGAGGUUGGAGAGGGAAUUUGAAGGGGAUGUUGAUUUUGGGGGGAUAUGGGAUUAUGGAAGAUCGUGGGAAGGAUGAAGAAGGAGAAAGAUGUGGAGGGGAUUAUGCGUGCGGUGGAUGGAAUCUUGAAGAAAAGCAAAGCAAAUCGUUUGAGAAAGAUCUGAUGGUACCGAGUUCGAUAAAUCCUGAGCUUGAGGAUGAGGAUAUUUCUAUUUCGAGAAUUUCGAUGGGAAAUCUCGGGAGUGGGGAGUCGGGGGUUAGUGGAGGGUUGAGAAUAGAUGAGUCUUGUGCUACGAUACCGCAGCGAGAGAUGGGAGACUUGUCCGCGGAUGAGGUGGGGAGGGAGGGGGAGAUUGCGGGGAUGAAGGGAGAAAGAUGGGAUUUGAAGGAUGAGAAGAGCGAGGAGUGCGACAGGGGGAUGCUUGGUGAUAUUGGAGCGCAAGGUUGGAUGAUUGGGAGGGGCUCGAAGGUAUUGGAUUCAGAAGUGAGGGAUUGUGAGUUGGUAUCUGAGGUACCUUUGUGUGCGGGUUGGACCGGGGGUCAAUCUGAAAGUAGGACUCAGUGUCCUUUGAAUAUACAAAAGCUUUCAGACCUGCCAAGUCUUGAAAGUAGUGAAGAGAUUGAGAGAGAGAGGAUAAAGAAAGUGGAGGAGAGCAGAAAGAGCGGGACGGUUUGUGGAAGAGUGACUCGGAAUGAAAAGUGCGGAAAAAGGGGUGGUGAUAAUGAAAUGGGAUUGAGAGGACUUGAUGAGGGCUUUGAUAAGGAGUAUAAAGCAAAUCGGAAGGUGGAGGUGAGGUAUGUUGAUAGCGAUGGGAAUUUUAUGGAUCAACGAGACGCUUUUCGAUAUUUAUCGAGUCAGUUUAAGAGCAAGGGAGGUGGUAAAAGAAGAGAGAAAGGAAAGGGGAAGGAGGGUGAGAAAUUGACUGGAAUUGUGGGAUGUGAACACGGGUCAAGGAGAAAGAAGGAAGAGGGAGGAAUGGUGGGAGAGGGAACGGGAGGGGAUAAGAAGGAUAUUCGGAGACUUGGGGGUGUGGUGGAGGAAUUGAGGGAGUUGGUUUUGAGUGGGAUGGAGAAGGGGAAGGAGAAGCAGGAGGGAGGAGUUUGUGGUGGUGAGAGGAAGAUAUUGGAAGAGGAUGAAUGUGAGGAUGAGGAUGAGGAUGAGGAUGAGGAUAGGAUGAGGAUGAGGAUGAAAUGCACGAUUGUGAUAAACCGGGUUGUUGGUGUCAACCGAGUGGAAGUGGAAGUGGAAGUGGAAGCGGAAGGAAAGGUGAAAGAAAAAUGA